GACGAGAUAGACGUAAAGCAAGUUGUAUUUCAUUGAAUUUAUAUUUGGCCGAGUUUAGUAAUAGUCGUCGAAGUCGAACGGCGAUAUUGUGAAAUGUUAGGAAAAGUGAAUGCUGAAGAAAACUAUAUAUUUAUUAUCGUUUAAUUGAUUUGGUACGAAUACGUUUUAAGGUACAACAGUGAAAGUAGUAGUUUUAUUUUAGUUGUUUACAAAGAUGACUUCGCCGUAUCAUGACUAUUAUGACGGCAGUAAACUAUUUGCGGGAUUCGCCAGUAAAAUUGGAAUGCCGUUGGAUCUCGUUAAUUUUUUGAUCGCACAAAUAGCUGCACUAUGCCUGGCCAGACUGUUUCGGAAACCAUUGAGGCUUGCUUCGCCAGAAUUUCGUCAUUCAGUGUGCCUUACUAUAGGUCUGAUAAUGGGAUAUUUUUGCUUUGGGAAGCAAUCAAUACAUUUAUCGGUUCUGGCUAUGCUAAGUUACUCAUUGUUGAAGACAAUGCCACAUCAUCUCGUUGGAAAUGCUGUUCUGGCGGCGUCGAUAUUCUAUCUGUCAUGUAUACACUUACAUCGACAGAUAUACCAUUCGGAUGACUACGCACUGGACAUAACAGGUCCCUUAAUGGUGAUAACGCAGAGAGUGACUUCCCUGGCCUACACGCUACAAGACAAUCUAAGCCAGAAGGAGAUCAACUCCAACACGAAAGUUCCCGAAUCGUCUCUCGUGCACAGAAUCGACAAGAUUCCGUCUCCUCUCGAGUACUUCGCCUUCACACUCGCGUUUCAAACGCUCAUGUGUGGACCGGUAGUGUUCUAUACCGAUUAUAUCAACUUUAUAGAAGGCGCUAGAAUUGACGAGAAACAAAGCAAGUCCGCAAAUGAACCAUCGCCACGGAGGGCGGUGAUGUACAAGUUAAUGGGCUCCAUCGCGGCUGCUCUCUUGUACUUGACUUUGGCGAAGAAAUACCCAUUAACAGUGCUCGAAGAGCUAACAGACCCCACAUCAGAAGUGUCCCGGUCCUGGUCAGCUUUGUACCUCCUCUGGUACGCGUACCUCUCGACGCUCGUUGUACGAUGCAAGUACUACCACGCGUGGCUGCUAUCAGAGGCCAUCUGUAACAACUGCGGAAUGGGAUUCAACGGCUAUGAGAGCGACGGCACGCCCAAGUGGGACAAGAUGUCUAACGUCGACGUGUUUGGAUUUGAGUUCGCCCAAAACUUCCGCACGGCCAUUGCCAGCUGGAACAAGAACACGAAUGCGUGGCUGCGCUGCGUGGCGUACUCUCGCGGCGGCGCGGCGUGGCGCACGGCGCGCGUGUACGCGCUCUCCGCCGUGUGGCACGGCUUCCACCCCGGCUACUACCUGACCUUCCUCGCGGGCGGCGUGUUCACCGUGGCCGCUAGAAAGGUUCGAUCCGUGGCGCGCCCGUUGUUCCUCGACAGCCGGCCGAAGAAGCUGUUCUACGAUUUUGUAACGUUUAUGACGACGCGCAUAGCGAUGACGUACGCCACCGUGCCGUUCGUGCUUCUGCACCUGGCGCCGAGUUUGGCGUUCUAUGGGAAACUGUAUUAUUCCCUGCAUUUCAUUGCUCUCGGCGCAAUGCUCAUCCCCGAACGACGGUCACGCGCUUCCCCGGCCAACUCCGACAUCUCAUGCAAAUCUUCCGUCGCCAGCAAGGAACCACACGAACCUAACGGAGAUACAAAUGGUAACCUAAAAAUAAAUUAAACGUACAAUAAUGGUGUCUAUUUUUAUAAAGGUGAUGAGUGAAAAUCUAAAUUGUAAAGAGUCUCAUAAUAUUACGACUGUCGACAUAGCUUCCAAUUUAUAAAAGUUGCUCUUAAUUACGGAUUUUAUUUUUAUUUAUUACUUUAGGUAAGCGAAAUAUGUCAUUUGCGUUCUAGCACGCGACUUCAUACUUGAAAUCGUGCUAGUUAUAUGAAGUCACGCCUGAGAACGCAAUGCGAGCUAGCCACUCUAGAGUAUGAGAAACCGUAUUACAGUAUCAUUGUAAUGUAGUACUCGUUUCACUUACUUAACUUUAAAUUAAUUUGUUUCAAAAAGUUACAUAAGACGAUUGUGCGAAAUUUAUACAAAAGGUACCUACCUACAUUAUCUACCUAAUCUUCCGUUGUUAGAAUAUUUUUGAUACUAAUAUUUUUUGGGCAUAGGAACACUUCUAGGGUAAAAAUAAAAGUUUGUAGAACUUCUUCAUAUUAACUGGACAAAAAAUUUGCUUUAUUUUUAUCUUUUAGUUAUAUAUGUAUUUAUUGAAAGUAGGUAUAUUAAGAAGUAAAUUCUGACUCAAAUAUUGCAUUUAUUAUUUUUAUUAUCAAACGUAUAGUUUUGCUUUCAUUGUAUUCUCUUAAAAUUUGGAAAUAAAAUGAUUUAAUACCUGCAUAAUGCACAGUGUUUAGAUAUUACAUAUAAUUUGCUAAUGAAAUGGUCGAUUACAGUUUUUUUUGUUGGUCAGUUUCCUUGUUUAACUAUAGGUAAAAGGCGUUUUAACUAAAGUAGAGCCAGCAAGAUUAUAUCUGUUUUUACUUUUAACUUGCUUAGACGUUUUUAAGAUAAUGCCGGCACUGAACUCUUCCUAAGGCAUUUUUACUCUGACUUGUUCAAAACCUAAUUAACCACAAUUAUUAGUCAAAACGAGAGUCAAGAGUAUGAAGUUUUGUCUCGACUCUCGCCAUACUUUUUUUCAGUGUUUUUAUUUUCCAUGUUUUCUUGUAAAUAUCCUGUCCUCAUAAUAUCCUAAGGUUUUUACUCUUGCCCGCCUUGCACAAAGCAAUAUUUGAACUUUGAGCGUGAUUUUCAAAUUACUCUAAAAAAAAUUACAGAUCUAACUGUAAUUAUAAAUCUUGUUGGCUAUACUUACACAAUACUCGACCGGCCAAACAGUAUUAUGUUUAUUUAUCUACGAAUCUACAAAACCAUUCAUUAGACUGUAUUCCUAGAGUAAUAAAAGUAAACAAAUGGUUGCUAAAUUGUUAUUAAUAUGCAUGUUGAUAUUUUAUACAACAUUUAUUGUAAGUUUUAAUUUAACAAGUAAAUUUAAGGCUUUUGUUAUAUUUUUAAUUCAUACCUGUCAGGGAAUAUUUAAUUAAUAUACAACUAAAUUUAAAAUUGCCUACUAAAAAUUACUAACAAAUCCAAUUAAUUAAUUUGACCACAGUCGGCAUAAUAUUGCUUCCAAUUUUAUCACUUAUUUAUGUGGAUAAAGCAUCCGUCACGCUUUGGCAAGUAUGUCAGUGUGAGAGUGACAGAUGUCAUAUCCACGUGGAUAAGUGAUACAAUUGGAAGCAUAAUACGCCGGCUGGUGACUAACUUGUUUUAUAUUAUAAUGUAGUAGCAUCAGCAUAUCGUUUCGCCAGAUAGGUAAAAUUUUCGUAAAGUUAACCACUGUGUUACUUAGUAAUCUCUUAGUUAAUUUGACUAAAUUCUAAAAUAUGACUAAUUACUGUACCUAUUUAUGUUAGCCCAGAAUGCUUUCUAUAUGAAUAAAAAAAUGUGAAUUGUAUUGUGUGAAUGUCGUGUCUGAAUAUAUACAGAAAUAUAUCCAUUUUAUCAAUACGUACAGAGGGUUGUGUAAUUUUUACUGCAUAGAUAUAUGAUAGGUACAUAUAAAUUUAUAUUUGAAUAACAGAAAAGGUAAUUUUUGGGUUUAUACCAGGUUUGCAUCUCUAGUAAUGUAUGCGGUUAUAAGCAUUUAAGUUUUGAUCUGCGACUCUGCCUGGUUCCAUUUUUAAGGGAUGUAUACCACUAAUACCACUAUCAGUAUGUAUUUCUUAUAAAUAGUUAAACCAGUAUUGUAUAGGGGCCAACUGUUAUUAUAAUUCCAAUAAACAAUUAUUUACUAGAUUUUAUAUCUUCCACAUCUACUGGAUUAUAAACAUGAUUAAUGUAAACGUCUGCAAUACGGGUUUCACUUUCAGUAUUUUAUUAUCAGUUUCAAAUCAAUCUUAUGUUUUCAUACCUUAUAUUGGUCUAAGGCUUAAUUUUAAAAGAUUAUCUAUUAGACGAUAAAUAAGGCACAUAUUAUAUGAUGACACAAAUUAGAAAUUAAAAUGUGAACCAAAUAUUGUUACCCAUGUGAAAUAAUAUUUUAAAACUAAACUUUGACUUCAUUUAAUUUGACUGAAAUGUUUUCUGAUUGUAUAGGACAUCUAUCAGGUAAAGAAGUAAAAUAUAUUCAUAUUAAAGAAGUCAUUUAUUUACAUAAUAUAGCCCUAAAGUAUUAUAUGCCGUGUUUUCCUUGAUUUCCAUUACAUUUAAGGGUUUUUUUUCUGUAGGUCAAAUACUCUUAAGAACUAGUGUCUUAACUUUUGAUAGCUCAGUAAGCUGUUAUUGAGCGACGACAAAUGGAAUGGAAAUACGAUAGGCCACGGAUCGUGAAUGACUGGCACAUUGAAGAUUCAUCAUAUCAGCCCUUUAUCGUCCAUUACUAAGCAUAGGCCUCUCUUCUAGUACACCACUUCCUGGUGGUCCCAUUGAAGAUUGCAAUAAGAUAUGAAAUGAAAUGGUUCAUGAUCAAAGAUCAUUCAAGGUUAUUUCUCUCUCUUCUUCAUUUUGUACAAAUUUAGGCAAGUAUUUCAUAAGCUGUUCCAAGGAUGUGCGUCUUCUAAGGCCUCCCAAGUCUUAUAGCAGAAGAACUCUUUGAAGAGGCCAUAGUUCUCACAAAGCUCCUGUGACAGCUCGAGCUUUUUUUCUACACUCCAUAACACUAACUUUUUUUGUUACUCAUGUUUGUCUCACACUCAUUUAUUGAGAAAAUGUUUUUUUUUUCGAAUUUAACAAAAAUCGAUAUACCUGUUGAAUUUAACGGAAAUCGAAAAAAGCACAGUGUAUAGUAUCUGUGCCAUAGCUAUAUCUGAAUGCACAAGUUAAUGUCAUGUUGCAAAACAAAGAUGUUUAUCUGUCAUGAGGAGUUGUGAGGCUUGUAUGGUCGAGUUCACAAACAUCUUUACAGGGCAACAUGCCCAAUAUACAAUACAUACAAGUCUCUAUGACAAUGACAGUAAGAUGGUGUAUACAUAAUCUGGAAUGUUGACUUGUAAAUAUGUUUGUGACCUUGACUGUGCAAAGAGAUGCACUUGCAUCUCCUGUUAUUUAUAUCUACUUAUAUGUAAGGAAUCAAUGGUUAAUACCAGUUACACUAUAUAAUACAAUGUUAAAAAGCAAGCAGCAGCUAAUUGAGUUAUAAAAAUAUGAAUCAUCAUUUAUUUCAUCUCCUUGUUUGUUGAUACCUAAUAAACAAAUAUUUUUCAAUUCAAGAGUCUUAUUUCUUCAUAUUACAAGGUAUACCUGUUAUCUAGGCAAAACUAAGAUGGCCUUGUCCUGCCCACAACAUUCAUUGAAAUUUAAACCAAAUUAAAGAAUAGGGUACAGUUUCACAUCUGUAUUAUCCAAGCUUUUUAUCUAUAAUAAAUGGCAAAAAAAUAAAUUUCCUUUAAAUGAAAUGUCGCAUUAGACAGGACAAACAGAUACUUUUACUCUUUAGACGUAAGAACAAGACCCACAUUUAUAAACCAGACCAGCAUACAAAAUUUAUUGGUUGAAGAGGUGGGUAGAGAAGUGUGCAUCAGAAUGAAUGACCAAAGUGGCAGAUCGAUGUUGGAGUACCAUCAGCAUUUACUACCUAUUUGCUACUAUUUACUACCUAUAUUGACAUAUUUGCUACCUAAGUUA
This is a messenger RNA of Leguminivora glycinivorella, 5683 nucleotides long. RefSeq names its product lysophospholipid acyltransferase 6 (gene oys). Bases 215 to 1723 code for a protein of 502 amino acids. The transcript is spliced from 11 exons. NCBI's taxonomy places the organism in Eukaryota, Metazoa, Arthropoda, Insecta, Lepidoptera, Tortricidae. Gene Ontology annotation, cellular component: membrane. Gene Ontology annotation, biological process: lipid modification. The record is from RefSeq and is a predicted model, not a curated record. Gene Ontology annotation, molecular function: acyltransferase activity.